This is a messenger RNA of Hyalella azteca, 579 nucleotides long. Its product is annotated as formin-like protein 14. The coding region runs from base 1 to 579 and encodes 192 amino acids. The record is from RefSeq and is a predicted model, not a curated record. The transcript is spliced from 2 exons. Lineage: Eukaryota; Metazoa; Arthropoda; Malacostraca; Amphipoda; Hyalellidae.
AUGAGUUCAAGACAGAAGCCUUCCAGCGCGACGGCCUGCAGAGCAGUGCGAUCAGCGGGACACUUCCAGCCUCAGCUAACACCUCCACUUCCAGCCAAAGCCACCACCUCCACUCUCAGCCUCAGCCAAAACCUUCACUUCCAGCCUCAGACGCCACCUCCACUUCCAGCCUCAGCUAACACCUUCACUUCCAGCCAAAGCCACCACCUUCACUUCCAGCCUAAGCCACUACCUCAACUUCCAUCUUCAGCCAAAACCUCCACUUCCAGCCACAACUUCCACUUAAAGCCACAACCUCCACUUCCAUCCACAACCUCCACUUCCAUCCACAACUUCCACUUAAAGCCACAACCUCCACUUCCAGCCAAAACCUCCACUUCCAUCCACAACCUCCACUUCCAGCCACAACCUCCACUUCCAUCCACAACCUCCACUUCAAGCUACAACCUCCACUUCCAGCCAAAACCUCCACUUCCAUCCACAACCUCCANGCCAGGCGUACUUGGUGCCCCAGUAGUUGUAGCCUAUAGAUGUGGACAACAAGAACUUAUCAGCCAGGCAUACAUGGUGCCCCAGUAG